GACGCCAAAAUGCAGCUCGACAACGCCCAGGAGACCGUGGAGUUGAUCAAGCAUGGGGAAAUUGACGAGUCUCUUUACAGCCGGCAACUAUAUGUCCUCGGACAUGAAGCCAUGAAGCGCAUGGGAUCGUCAAACGUCCUCGUUGCUGGUCUGAAGGGUCUUGGUGUCGAAAUCGCCAAGAACAUUGCCCUUGCAGGUGUUAAAUCGCUCACCUUGUUCGACCCAAACCCUGUCGCCAUCGCCGACCUAUCCUCACAGUUCUUCCUCCAGCCACAAGAUGUUGGCAAGCGCCGUGUAGACGUCACGGCACCCCGCGUCUCUGAACUCAACUCAUAUGUCCCUAUUUCGCCUUUUGAGUCAGAUAGUCUCACAGCCGACCUAUCCCAGCUUAAACGCUUCCAAGUCGUCGUUCUCACCAAUACGCCACUCAAAGACCAACUUGUGAUUGCAGAAUUCUGUCACAACAAUGGAAUAUACGUUGUCGUUGCGGAUACAUUCGGUCUGUUUGGAUAUAUUUUCAAUGAUUUCGGCAAGAACUUCACCGUCGGUGACGCCUCUGGUGAAGAUCCCGUUAGUGGUAUUGUGGCCGAUAUUGAUGACACUGGGCUCGUCUCUGCCUUGGACGAAAGCCGACAUGGUCUGGAAGACGGUGACUAUGUCACAUUCACUGAGAUCAAGGGAAUGGAAGGCCUUAACAACGCUGAUCCUCGCAAGGUGACCGUCAAAGGCCCCUAUUCAUUUUCUAUCGGGGAUGUUUCUGGACUCGGCAAGUACCAAGGCGGAGGCCUCUUCAAUCAAGUUAAGAUGCCAAAAUUCCUCGACUUCCAGCCGCUGCAAGAGCAGAUCAAGAAACCAGAACUUCUUAUUUCCGAUUUUGCCAAGUUUGACCGUCCUCAACAAUUGCACGUCGGUGUACAGGCUCUCCACCACUUUGCUGAGGCUCAUGGUGGCCAAUUCCCUCGUCCUCAUCACGAAGCCGAUGCCGAUGAAGUUCUUAAAAUUGCUAAAGAUUUGGCCGGCCAAGGUGAGGAGACAGUUGAGCUGGACGACAAGCUCAUCAAGGAACUCAGCUACCAGGCGCAGGGAGAUCUCAACCCACUUGCUGCUUUCUUCGGUGGACUUGCGGCUCAAGAAGUGCUAAAGGGUGUCUCUGGAAAAUUCCACCCUGUUGUCCAGUGGCUGUACUUUGAUUCCUUGGAGUCUUUGCCUGAAUCUGUUACCCGCUCGGAGGAAACCUGCAAGCCCCUUGGCACUCGUUACGAUGGCCAGAUUGCCGUCUUUGGGAAGGAGUUCCAGGACAAGAUUAGCAACCUCAACACAUUUUUGGUCGGAGCAGGUGCCAUCGGUUGUGAAAUGCUCAAGAACUGGGCGAUGAUUGGUCUUGGAGUUGGACCAAAGGGCCAGAUUCGAGUGACCGAUAUGGAUCAGAUCGAGAAGAGCAAUCUUAACCGUCAAUUCUUGUUCCGCCCUAAGGAUGUUGGCAAGCUCAAGAGUGACUGCGCUUCUGCUGCCGUUCAAACAAUGAAUCCGGAACUGAACAACAAAAUAAUUACACUUCGAGACCGUGUGGGUGCUGAUACGGAGCAUAUUUUCAACGAAGAUUUCUGGGAUGGAUUGGAUCUUGUGACCAACGCAUUGGACAAUGUUGAUGCUAGAACCUACGUCGACCGCCGUUGUGUCUUUUUCCGCAAGCCUCUACUUGAGAGUGGAACACUGGGCACCAAGGGCAACACGCAGGUGGUCCUGCCUCACAUUACGGAAUCAUACUCUAGUUCUCAGGACCCACCUGAGAAAUCGUUCCCCAUGUGCACUUUGAAGAGUUUCCCCAACCGCAUUGAACACACGAUCGCCUGGGCUCGCGACUUGUUCCAGACGUACUUUGUUGGCCCUCCGGAGGCUGUCAACCGUUACCUCUCAGAGACAAACUACAUAGAGCAGACCCUGAAGCAGGCAGGCAACGAAAAGCAGACGCUCGAACAUUUGCGGGAUUUCUUGGUUACGGACAAGCCUCUAAGCUUCGAUGACUGCAUUGUCUGGGCUCGCAAUCAAUUCGAGUCUCAGUACAAUAAUGCGAUCCAACAGUUGCUUUACAACUUUCCACGCGACUCCACAACCUCCUCGGGUCAAUUAUUCUGGUCCGGUCCUAAGCGUGCUCCGACUCCUCUUAAAUUUGACAGUUCCAGUGCUACCCAUUUGUCUUUUAUUAUUGCCGCGGCCAACCUGCAUGCGUUCAACUACGGCAUCAAGGCCCCCACCAAUGACAAGGAUUACGUCAGGAAAGUGGUGGAUAACAUGAUCAUCCCGGAAUUCACACCUAGUUCCAGCGUGAAGAUCCAGGCUGAUGACAACGAGCCCGAUCCAAAUGCUCAGCCGUCGGGAUCUUCACUCAACGAUGGCGAAGAGAUUCAGAACCUCGUGGACUCGUUGCCGUUACCAAAGUCCUUGGCUGGAUUCCGUCUUGUCCCCGUGGAGUUCGAAAAGGAUGAUGACACCAACUUCCACAUCGACUUUAUCACUGCGGCCAGUAACUUGCGUGCAGAGAACUACGAGAUCCCACAAGCGGAUCGACACAAGACCAAGUUUAUUGCUGGAAAGAUCAUUCCUGCGAUUGCAACAACCACUGCCCUUGUUACUGGACUGGUCGUUCUCGAACUGUACAAGAUCAUUGAUGGCAAGAAGGAUAUCGAGCAAUAUAAGAAUGGCUUUAUCAACUUGGCACUUCCGUUCUUUGGGUUCAGUGAACCGAUCGCAAGCCCCAAGGGCACAUACCAGGGCAAGAAUGGCGAGAUUACGAUUGACAAGCUUUGGGACCGAUUUGAGGUGGACGACAUUCCGCUGCAGGACUUUUUGAAGCACUUCUCCGACCUUGGUCUGGAUGUGACCAUGGUCAGCUCUGGAGUCAGUCUGCUCUACGCCAGCUUCUACCCGCCUUCAAAACUCAAGGACCGCCUGCCGCUGAAGAUGACCAAAUUAAUAGAGCACAUCAGUAAAAAACCAGUUCCCGAGCACCAGAAGAACGUCAUAUUCGAGGUCACCGCGGAGGAUCAGACCGAGGAAGAUGUCGAGAUUCCAUAUGUGAUGACUGGAAACAAACGCUCCAUCACCGACUGGGUCGCGCGCAACGACAAGUCCGGCGAAUUCAAGCGCGGCGCCUCGCAGUUUCGCAACUUCAUCUCGCGCGAGCCUGGCGCAGAGUUUCCGCCGGAAAAGGGUCGGUAUCAUUUGUAUGUGUCGUAUGCGUGUCCAUGGGCUCAUCGUACCUUGAUUACGCGGAAGCUCAAGGGAUUGGAGGAUUUUAUUGCUGUUACCUCGGUGCACUGGCAAAUGGGCGAGAAAGGAUGGCGCUUUGUCACAGCGGACGAAAACCUCCCAGGCGAAGAUGUGCAUCCGGACCCUCUGCAUCCUGGAUACACGCAUCUCCGCGACAUUUACUUUGCUGUUGACCCAGAGUAUACAGGACGGUUUACUGUGCCGACUCUGUACGAUACCAAGAGCAAGCGCAUCGUCAGCAACGAGAGCUCAGAAAUAAUUCGCAUGUUCUACUACGAAUUCGACAGCCUGCUACCCGAAAAAUACCAAAAACUCGACCUCUUCCCCGCCGCGCUGCGGUCCGAGAUUGAAGCAUCCAACGACUGGAUCUACAACGACGUCAACAACGGCGUGUACAAAUCCGGCUUCGCAACCACCCAAGAAGCAUACGAAAAGGCCGUGACGGCGCUGUUUGCCGCACUCGACAAGAUCGAAACACACCUGGCGUCUCGUGCUGCCAGCAGCAGCAGCCCAACGUAUUUUAGCGACGGCAUCACUGAAGCUGAUAUCCGCCUGUUUACAACCAUCAUCCGCUUCGACGCGGUGUACGUGCAGCAUUUCAAGACAAAUCUGCGCGAUAUUCGAUCGGGGUAUCCGGCGAUUCACAAGUGGUUGCGCCAUUUGUACUGGGAUGUGCCUGCGUUCAGGGAGACCACGCAGUUUGAGCAUAUCAAGAAACACUAUACAAAAUCGCAUACGCACAUUAAUCAGUUUGGGAUUACCCCGUUGGGGCCCGUGCCGGAUAUUUUGCCAAAGGAUAAGGAGGUUAAUGCGGUGGGGAAGUAG
Molecule: messenger RNA, 4095 nt
Organism: Talaromyces rugulosus
Lineage: Eukaryota; Fungi; Ascomycota; Eurotiomycetes; Eurotiales; Trichocomaceae
Exons: 8
Biological process (GO): protein sumoylation
Cellular component (GO): cytoplasm; SUMO activating enzyme complex
Molecular function (GO): SUMO activating enzyme activity; glutathione transferase activity
Source: RefSeq, a predicted model, not a curated record